Messenger RNA from Caenorhabditis briggsae, 1368 nucleotides. The coding region runs from base 1 to 1368 and encodes 455 amino acids. Gene Ontology annotation, biological process: innate immune response. Lineage: Eukaryota; Metazoa; Nematoda; Chromadorea; Rhabditida; Rhabditidae. The record is from RefSeq and is a predicted model, not a curated record. The transcript is spliced from 7 exons.
AUGGGAUCUAGCAGUCAGAUGGAAAUUAUUGAAAUUCUUUCGGCUAUUGACCCACAUUCCCUGAAAACGAUUGAAUUAUUGUAUCCGUCAGAACAACACGAUGCAAUUAAGAAUUUUUAUUACAAUGUUAUUGAAUGGCCGUUUCAAAUUGAUCAAUUAUCAAAAAUAGUUCAGUGGAAGAAUGCGGAACGUUUGAUUUCCAACCAUUUGACUAUUACAACGCCAAUCCCAGAAAUGAAUAUUUUGAAUUUUGUGUAUUUGAAUAUCCUAGUGAAGACACUUUCCUCUGAAGAUGUAUUUUAUCUGAAAACAGUGAGAUUCGGUGAACAACUGCAAGAUGACCUGAUCAACUCGUUUUGUGACAAACUUCAAGCAGUUUGUCCUCGAAAGCUGGAGGCACUUUUUGCCAUUCAAUUCCUCAUGAUUACUGAUGAGACUGAAAUCAGUAAACACGUCACUGGAGAGAAUUCGGCAAUCCAGGUGCUUUAUGAUCGGAGACGAGCUCAUUAUAUUCUUGUUCACUAUAAUCCCGAACGGCAAACUGUCGAAUUCUUCGAUAGUUUGCAGAUGUUUGACAGGGAAGGGAGUCCAUGGAUUCACGAAGAAGUUCAAUCACAUAUCAGUCAUUUGUUCGGACACUUAUUCACCUCUCAUAUCGCAUUGGACAUUGAUAAAGAAUAUGAGCGACAGGCCGACAACUUUUCGUGUGGUUAUCGAGUUGUUGGAGCUCUUGUCGAUUUGGCUCGUGAGCAGAAUCCAUCAACUCAAACCUACAGUAGAAGUGCAAUUCUGUCAUUUAUGCGAAAAAUUCUAUCCGAAAAAAAUCCGACGUGGGAAGUGUUUGAAAAUGCGAGAAUCGGAAGAGACAAGGAAUAUAAUGGAAGAUUUGGAAUUCGAGUUUGCUUUCAGAAUUCAAUGCAUCCAACGUCUUCAACUUCUUCAUCUUCUUCUAUCCUAACGUCUUCUGCUUCUUCUAGCCUCUCUUCGUUAACAACGGAUUCAUUGUCUUCAGUGAUUUCGGAGAGUUCUUCUGAAGAGCAUUCUGAUGAUUUUAGGAAUUAUGGGAGGAGAGUUGAUAGAAGGGCUCUCGCCGGUUAUUCGACACUUCGCCGAUUCGAUCAUUAUCAGGAUAUGGUUUCUGAUAGAAUUUUCAAAAAAUCGAUGCCUUUUUAUUAUUCUGAACGUCUUGAAUCGUCUCUAUCAUCUCCUGCAACUGCUGUUGAGUCACAAAAUGAAGGUGCAAUUCAAUCGGAAAGUUCAAUAAUUGGAUUGAUUCGAAAUGGAUGUCAGAAUCUUUUGAGUGGAAUAUUUCGUCGAAAAGAUGUGGAAGACAUUGAUGUGGAAGGGAAGAAGGAACAUCAGGAUUGA